Papilio xuthus (Asian swallowtail) is the source of this 1953-nucleotide messenger RNA. Its product is annotated as nose resistant to fluoxetine protein 6-like. Bases 85 to 1953 code for a protein of 622 amino acids. The record is from RefSeq and is a predicted model, not a curated record. NCBI's taxonomy places the organism in Eukaryota, Metazoa, Arthropoda, Insecta, Lepidoptera, Papilionidae. Gene Ontology annotation, molecular function: acyltransferase activity, transferring groups other than amino-acyl groups. The transcript is spliced from 13 exons.
UUGUGUGCAGUCUUUCAACAAAACUUGUCAGCAAUGAACUAAUUGCGUUGUAAAACGUGUUUUAACUGUGAUAAAUACUAAAAUAUGAUUUUAAUAAUUUUAUUUUUCACCUUUUGUCGAGUAUCUGGCGUGAUAUACCAGUUAAAUGACACAGAAUAUAUUAAAAUGCCGCCAGUAUUCCACCUUGACCCUUACGAGUUAUGUAUUCAAGAAACAGGAGGUAUCUAUUGUAUGGUGGAUUUUGAUUUAGUAUCAGAAAAUGAUAGCCAACUUCUAAAUAUGAUACACGAAUAUAGCGCGAGAAAAGAAACGCAUUUCAAUCAUUCACGGCUACAUUAUGGUAUCUGUUUUAAGAAAUCGUGCGACGACUUAAAAACAAAAACGAUAGAUUUAAAUGAUUUAAAUUUAGUUAUUGAAAAAUGUUUGAAUACAACAUUUUGGAAGGAAUAUAAAUUAAAAAUAAGGAUAAAUGAAGAUGUUAUAUGUAAUAGUAAAGAUCCAAUAUAUCAUAUAGAAACAAAAGAUAUAUGUGUCGCUGUGAUAUGUCUAUGUUUAUUGAUAAUAAACCUGGCUGGAAGUGUUUACGAUUUACUGAUAGUAAAAAAUAAUGAUGCAGGUAUGAAAUGGUUACUUUGCUUCUCAAUAAAGCGGAACUGGUUCAAAUUAACAGAUGUUUCAAGAGAUAAAAUUGAAAACAGAAUUAAAAGCUUUAAAAGUUUUAACGGCAUGAAGGUUAUAACUAUAUUUCUUGUGAUAACGAUACAUUCGUUAUUACCAUUUGGAUCGUCCAUAGAUAAUACGCAUUACUAUGAAACAAUAUUCAGUAAAAUUCAAUAUCAUUUGCUUAUCGAUGGUUCUGUGAUGAUUCAGACAUUCUUUAUCAUUUCUGGAUGUUUGUUAUCUUUUAAUCUACAAAUAUUUACGGAGAAAAAUAAUGUAACAUGGAAAAUGAUACCGAAAAGAAUAAUUUUGAGGUGGUUAAGACUAACUCCUCCAUACGCAGUUGUAUUGGCGAUAACUACGACGUGGCUAAGAUUUGCUGGAACAGGGCCUCUUUGGCAAAAAAUGAUAGGACAGGAAAUAAAGGACUGUCAAAGGGACGGUUGGCAGAACAUGCUAUAUAUAAACAAUUAUUUUGACAACACCCGCUGCAUGGCGCAUACUUGGUAUUUAGCUGCAGAUAUGCAGCUGUUUAUAUUGGGAAUGUUAAUAAUGGUAUUGACGAGAACCGAUCUGCAGAGAAAAGUUGUGCUGUCGGUCAUUUUCGUCGUUUCUAUGUUCAUCGCUCCCUUGCACACGUACUUUCAAGAUUUAUACGCCCAUCUUAUUAUUACGCCUGAAGUUGCUCGGGAAUAUUUCGUCAAGGAUCCAACAUUCAACAACUCGUAUAAGCGCGGUCAUACAAAUGUGACGUGCUACAUUUUAGGGCUCACCCUUGGACUUUUAAUUUAUAAAUUGCAACAAAAACAAUUAAACAUUAAAAGAUAUAAGAAAUACAAAUAUUUGGUAUGGGCAACUGUUCCCAUGAUGGUCAUAAUAAUACUCUGCAGUAGCUUGUUCUAUUUGGUCGGUGUUACCCCACAUGUCAUAAUCAGAGCUAUUUAUGCAGGCACAUACAGAACUGUGAUUGGACUUCUUUUAUUCAUCUUGAUUUUAGGAAUGGUGUUUAAAGUUGAAACUGUCUACAGGGUGAUAUUAGAAUGGCAAGGCUGGACGUCGACUGUCCGCGUGUCAUACUGCGCUUACGUACUACAUGUGAUGCUGAUACAGAUUCUUACAUAUUCUAGGACUACAUUAAACCAUGUCACGAUACCUCAUGUUAUAAUGUCAUGCGUGGGAUCAAUCGCCGUAAGCUUCUUAGCUGCUGUACCACUUUGGUUACUUGUCGAAUCGCCGAUCACUCAACUCCUCAAAACAUCUCAUGAUAAUACGAAAAAUAAAACUCAGUUGUAG